Molecule: messenger RNA, 1131 nt
Organism: Setaria italica (foxtail millet)
Lineage: Eukaryota; Viridiplantae; Streptophyta; Magnoliopsida; Poales; Poaceae
Product: translation initiation factor IF-2-like
Exons: 3
Coding region: 257-820 (187 amino acids)
Source: RefSeq, a predicted model, not a curated record
CACCACCCGAUACCCCUCCCUCCCGGCCUCCCCUCCCCGUCACCAUUCUGGUAGCUUUCUUUGCAGCAGCUUGUGGCCAUUUUGGACAAGUGCUUGGUCUAAUAGCUACCUGCUCGAAGAGAACGCGCUCUUCUCCGGCCUCUCCUUCCUGAGCUUGCACUUCCAACCAUCCUGCUUCACCAUUACCCCGAGCAACAUUCUACAAGAUGAGCUCGACGCCAUCUUUAACGACGACGUGCUAAAGCAUUGGGACGAGAUGGAGCAAGAUGACAGCAAGGUAGAGGGUGGCAACGGCGGCAGGGGUCGGGCAGGAGGUCGGCGGCGGGUGGGCGCGGGGCUUGGGCGCCGCGGCAAGGGCGGCGGCAGUGGGAGGCAUGGUGGCCGGCCACGCCCAGGCCUUCCUCCUCCUGGAUCUGCAGCGGCAGGAGCGAGCCAAGUGGAGACGCCGCGGCGGAGGUCCUCUGGCUCGUCGGCGCCGUUGGGGUCGGGGUUCAAGGUGGGGCCGUUCACGCGCUGCUUCCCGCGCUCGUCUGGAGGCGACGGCGGCGGGCGGGUGAGCGGCGGUGGCCGGGCGGGAGGGAGGCCGGCGGAGGGGGCCGAGCGAGAAGGAGCAAUUAAUGAGGGGAAAGGAACAGGGUGCCGUCCGCCGGGCAGGUGGCCGGUUUCCUUUCAAGCUACGGCCGCAGCAACCACCCCUGUCCCUGUGGCCUGGCCUGGCCGCAGGAAACGAACAGCAGUCGUCUCUUCUCGUCCUCACACCGAUGAUCCUCUCAUUGCAACGCAGGCACGCAACGCAAUCACCAAACGAGAAGCCUUGUGAUCUCGCAUUGUAUUUCCAGUCAGUAUGAAUGGUAUAAUGCAUGCCUGGCCCAGCCCUCUCCAACAACAAAUAAUAUACAGUAGUAGCCAAUUGCGAUAUUGUUAUUUGUGACGAAGACGUCUCAAGCAAAGCAAAGCAAGAUCUGAACAACUGCUGCCGUGAUCCGGACGAGUGUGGACUAUAUAUGCAGCACUUUUAGCAGAAAGCAGUAAGUAAGAAGCGUUUAAUUAAUGAAUUUGUUUGUUGCGCAUGAUGCUUGUUUCUUCAGUACUGUUGCAUUGCAGCUAUAUAUAAAGUUAUUUCAAGAUGGA